UGUGUCUGAACUACUGGAACUCUAUGAGGAAGAUCCUGAAGAGGUUCUCUAUAAUCUUGGAUUCGGACGUGAUGAACCAGAUAUUGCUUCUAAAAUUCCAUCAAGGUUUUUUAAUUCAUCAUCUUUUGCAAGGGGCAUAGAUAUCAAAGUGUUUCUGAGUGCACAACUCCAGCGGAUGGAAGUGGAAAAUCCCAAUUUUGCUUUGACAAGUCGCUUUCGUCAAAUCGAAGUGCUUACUACUGUGGCCAAUGCAUUCUCUUCCUUGUACUCUCAAGUUUCUGGCACUCCCAUGCAGAAAAUUGGGAGCAUGAAUUCAGUAUCUUCCAAUAAAGAGGCAUCCAGCCCACCUCCUCUGACACGAAGUAACACAGCGAAUCGUUUGAUGAAGACCCUGUCUAAGCUCAAUCUUUACGGAAACCCUCAAGCAGGGGAUAGCGGCAGUGGUAUAUCCACCGAGAAGGGCAAAUGUGAAAGUUGGAGUGAAGAACCAGACGUGAAAAACGAAGUCAAAACUCCAAAGCACUUCAAAGCAUCUUUGUUGGCAACAGUAAAAGAAGAAGCUCCUUGCAACCAGUCCAGCCUGUUAGGAGCUCUGGAUUCUUCAGAACUUUGUCCUAGCGUUCAACAAGAAACUCAAGGUUAUUCUAUUUCUUACGAAGAUCAGCAAAAUAAUAACUCUUUUGGACAUACAGGUGGAUUUCAUGAAAAGAUUGCUGCUAUGAACUCUUCUAAUCUCACGGGUGAUACUCUGGAAUCGACCAGUUCUGAACAUAAAGAUGCCAGGGCAAUUCAAAUGCCUGCAACUUCAGUGGCUGAUAAAGAGGCCUCUGUUCUGCUAACCAUUCCCUCGAUUGCCAGCCUCAUGCUUCAGCAGAAGGACUCCUUUGAGAUGGAGGAGAUUCAAAGUACAGAGGGAGAGAUUCCACACGCUCCGAAUGCAAGUCAGCGGGCUUUAAACAGAACAAAAAAAGAUCAGCUCUUACGAUCAGCAAGUCAGCAUUCCGACAGCAGCGGCUUUGCAGAAGAUUCUUCCACCGACUGCUUCUUGCUCAAUCAACUGCAGGGUCACGACUCACUGCAGGCCAUGGGAAGCAGUGCCGAUAGCUGUGACAGUGAGAAAACAGUGACAUCCUACAGCGAAGAACUCAAGACGCCAGUGGCUGAACCAGUGUGCUCUUUCAGUGAGCUGGAUGAGGAGAAUUUCCUCCUCUUGGAAAUGGAGCAGCGGGAGAAAGAGGAAGUAGCUGAGGUGGAUGUAAGAGGAGGCCAGGACACGUUAGAACGCCAAGACGGGCUUUCUUCAAAUGGCAAAAAGGAAGAGCUUGACGGAGGCAGCUUAGAAAGGAGAAACGAAGUCGCUCCAGUCCGCGAAGCAGAACUGGAAACAUUGGACGAAAGCAGCGAAGAGAGUGAUGUAGAGAAGAGCAGUGAAUGCGAGUUCCCGCCCUAUAAAACUCACCACAUUCUCAAAUCAAUGUCAUCUCUAGACAGUAGCUGUUCCUCUCCUUCUUCUGUGGAGCGGGUGAAUAUUGCUUUACAGAGAGCCCAGAGAAAGGACAGCGGGUCUUCCAGUCCCAGAACAGAUCGCCCCCUGCUCAAAUCAAAGGACCUUCUUUUUAAGAAGAGGCAUCCGGUCUCAGAACUGGGUUAUCCCCUGAGGCGCUCCCAGUCCCUCCCAACCACUCUUCUCAACCCAGUGCGAGUUGUCUCCUCGGUGAAUCUCCAGCUAAACCCAGGCAAGCAAAUGCAGUGUGGCCCUCCUUCUUUCACGUAUCUCUACGACACAGAGGAUGAUCCCGGGAAAGAAAAUACCCCAGAAGAAACGUCCUCUGGAGACACUGACAAGAGCUCUUCUCCUUUAUGUAAAUCCACCCUCCACAUUGCUCCGUCACCCAUGAGGAAGGAACCUUCCCAGCCUGUUGGAAACAAGGGGCAGGAUGAGUUCCUUCGUAGCAGGAUCCAGAGCUGCCCUUUGCACCUCCCGCCAUGCAUGUCUCAAUCUUCAUGCUCUCUGCAUUCUCUCCACUCUGACCUUCCAGACGGGCACUUCCAUGGCCAGACAAGGACAUUUAGUACACACAGCAUCCCAAGCACCCCUGGUUCUUCCUGUGGGGGAUUGGUCUCCCCUUUUGGCUGCCCUCAUAUGUUGAGGCACGUUGGACAUCCCCACCGGUUUCCUUCCACGAACCCUCCCUCCACUGUUGAAAUGCAACUGAGACGAGUCUUACAUGAAAUCAGGAACUCCUUGCAAAACCUCUCACAGAACACUACGAUGAGAACGCAUGACUUCACUGGAGCCUCUUACAGCACUCAGAAAUCAUCCAUUCUACCUCUCUAUGAAAAUACAUUCCAGGAUCUUCAAGUGGUGAGAAGGAACCUAAACAUCUUUAGAACUCAAAUGAUGGAUUUAGAAUUGGCCAUGUUGCGCCAGCAGACUGCUGUUUAUCAACACAUGACCGAAGAUGAGAGGUAUGAAGCUGACCAGCUCCAGACUCUGAGGAAAUCGGUUCGAAUGGAACUUCAGGAGUUAGAAAUGCAAUUGGAGGAACGGCUGCUUGCUCUUGAAGAGCAGCUUAGGGGCAUACAUGAGUCAUCACCUUACAGACUACAAACCUUCAUG
This is a messenger RNA of Thamnophis sirtalis, 2620 nucleotides long. NCBI's taxonomy places the organism in Eukaryota, Metazoa, Chordata, Lepidosauria, Squamata, Natricidae. The record is from RefSeq and is a predicted model, not a curated record.